AUGCCUGCGACCGCCGUUGAACCUCUAGAACAGGCUGCGACUGCCGCAGCCUCCAACGACGGCCCCAAGUCUGAUAUCGCCUGCCUUAUUUGCCGUUCCCGCAAGGUUCGAUGUGAUAGAUCCCUCCCCGACUGCCGCAACUGCGUCCGCCUUGGCGUCCCGUGCCCUAGAUACGACCGCGAAAAUGAAUUCAUCUCUCGCAAAGAGUUGCAGAAAUCUGCCGACGACAUAUUUCGUGCUGCCGGCGUCGAAAAGCGCAAGGUAGGCUCCUGCGAGGAAUGCCGCGCCUCAAAGCAUCGCUGUACAAAAACUCGCCCCGCCUGUCGUCGUUGUAUUCUGCGCAACCUCAGCUGUACAUACCCCGGCAAACACGAACGUGAGCCCUCCAUCAGCGGCAGUCUAUCUCCUGGCAGACAGGCCCAUGUUACUUCACCGACAAAACAAGAGCCUCGCGAUACAUAUACUCCCGUGGACAUGCAUCCUAUGCGACCCGAGCCCGACCAACGCCAGUUUCAGCCGCUCAACCGCCAGAAUGCCCCCGCCGAAGAGCCAUUGCAAAUGAGCUAUCAGCAGACGCAAUACCAACUACCACAGCUUCGUCAUCACCAGGAGCCUCCAAAUACGCAGGGCCACAUGUACAGCCACAAUGCCAUGCAGAAUGGGCUGAACAGUUACACUCACCAACCCUUGGCCCACGACGGCUAUCAUCAGGCGCCGGUCUCGAAUGUUCCUCAAUAUCAGCAGCCGCUACAGCAAACCCAGCAGCACAUUCAGCCGCUGCUGAAUAUCAAAACAAAGGGCCCUCUACCUGACAUCCUGGCGCAGGAACCAGAAGGCGUUUACUCGGAACGGUUACCCGAAAACCGCAGCUUCCGCGAAAGACUUAUCAAAACAUACUUUAACCGGUCCGCUCCUUUACGCAAUCUAUCCUUUAUCCACAGACCAUCUUUCAUGAAAUCGCUGGACCAAGACAGUGUCGUGCAAGACUACGGAGAGCCUUUGCUAUACGUCAUGUGUGCUCUUGGAGCGCGGCAUUUGUAUUUCGACCAUGUCGCUGAAUGUGGUGAGCCCAUGGUGGUUGACGCAAAUCAAGUACCUGGCGAGAAGUGGGCUGUCAAAGCCAGACAGGAUGCAAUGAGAGAUUUACAUGCGCCAGACGUACACAACCUCAUGACAAUGGUGUUGCUAUGUGACUACAGCCUCCGUGAGGACAAAAACGCCAUGGUUUUCGUCCUCAUCUCUGUCCUAUACCGCAUGGUUCGACUGUUGAGCUUAGACUCGUAUCGACCUCUAGACGCCAAUGCUACCCCAACAGAUAUCAUGGAAAGAGAGAGCGAGAUUCGGCUUGUUUGGGCAUGCUAUUAUCUUGACGUUCUUGUUGGGAACGGCGUAGAAAAGAAUCUCUGCUGGAGAGACGACGUACCCUCAAUUCCCCUACCCUGCCCUGAGCAAAACUUUACAUCACAGACGGCGUCGCAUCCAUACUUCCUCGAAGAAAUUGAGCAGAAUGAUGUGACAGAGGUGAUACCCCACCUGGAUUUCCAAGCACUCUCCAUAUUGAUACUACGGCUUCGAUCCAAAGUCAUGCACCUCAUUCGCACACCCGAGAAAGACGAAAAGUCCUGGGACAAUGAUUCAAAGUUCCUACAAAUUAUCCGCCGACUCGAGACUAUUCUUGCCAAACUCCCGGAAAAAUAUCAAAUGACGGACAUGAACAUGUAUAUUCUCAGGGAGGAUAACAUCCUCGGAGCUGUAUUUGUGCUACAUCUGCUUAUGCACGCAGUCAUUUUUGACCUGACCCGGACAUCCCUGGCCGGCUUCAACUUUCCACUAUCAAAUGAUUUCAAGGUUGCACCAGAAGCAUUCAAGACCAAGUGUCAGGAUCUCUGCCGGCAACACGCCAUUGAAGUUUCGCAGCUCUUUCGAAGGGCCCUCUACAUGGGACGAAGCGCUUUCGAUGACUUGUUCUGCGUCGAUGCCGCUUUUGAGUCCUCCAAAGUGCAGCUUGUCUAUGCCGCAACUGUUAACCAUAGCCCGUUCAUCGUCCAGCAGACAAAGUCCAACCUCGGCACUAAUAUCGAAUGCCUCCAGACGUUUAGUCGCGAUACUGCCACUAGGAACUCUGUCCUCCGCGCCUUACUUCCGAUCUGUACGCUCUUUGGAUUUCGAGAAAUUGCAGAAAAGUUUGCGCCAAGCGGAGAAACGACAGACGAGACAGAGGUUACCGGUUCUGCCGAUAUGCAUCAUUUGUCUCGUCUUGCCCCAUUCCGACGAGGACGGUCCGAAUUGCAACGAGCUUCGCAUGCGUCACAUAGCCCGAGAACCCCAUCGUCUUCGAAUGCAUACCCGUCGCCGAUGACACAGUCGAGUCGAAACGUACCACCGAGGAGUGCAAAUAGCCAAAAUGCUGCGCCGUUUGGUGGAAUGAUGCAGAUGACGAUGGAUGGAGGCAUGGGGCCUCUGACGCCAGGGACUUCGCAGCGGCCGCCCCUACAGAUUAUGCCAUCGGCCGGCGUAAUGGCGCAAAACGGGGCCAUGCUCCAGCCCUCGAUCGACGACUACAUCAAAACGGCCGACGAAAUGUCGAAUUUGCUUACUUGGAACAUGCCGGACCUGUCUCCAUGGUUCACGUUUGAUAAUAUGCUGCUCCCGAGUUAA
Messenger RNA from Cordyceps militaris CM01, 2658 nucleotides. Its product is annotated as Fungal transcriptional regulatory protein. NCBI's taxonomy places the organism in Eukaryota, Fungi, Ascomycota, Sordariomycetes, Hypocreales, Cordycipitaceae. Bases 1 to 2658 code for a protein of 885 amino acids. Gene Ontology annotation, molecular function: DNA binding; DNA-binding transcription factor activity, RNA polymerase II-specific; zinc ion binding. Gene Ontology annotation, cellular component: nucleus. The transcript is spliced from 6 exons. The record is from RefSeq and is a predicted model, not a curated record. Gene Ontology annotation, biological process: DNA-templated transcription; regulation of DNA-templated transcription.